Stegastes partitus (bicolor damselfish) is the source of this 468-nucleotide messenger RNA. Its product is annotated as protein LBH. The transcript is spliced from 4 exons. NCBI's taxonomy places the organism in Eukaryota, Metazoa, Chordata, Actinopteri, Pomacentridae. The coding region runs from base 1 to 468 and encodes 155 amino acids. The record is from RefSeq and is a predicted model, not a curated record.
AUGAGCUGUAUUCCUGCGUCACACAGUAUGAACGUCAUUCUCAGUCAAGUAGAAUCUCAGAUGGAGGACCGUCCAGUUCAAAGAAGAGGGAGCAAAGCCUAUCAGAUCUUUCCUGAAGCCAACACGAAUGAAGAAUCAGAUUACCCUGCAGACUUUCUCUACAGAAGGGAACGUCUCCCCUCUAUUGUUGUGGAGCCCACAGAGCACAGUGAGUAUGACAGCAGGGAGCUGGGCUCACCUUCACGAUGCCCAAUGGGCUGCAGUCUGGAGGAAGACGAGGAGGAGGACAGCAGUGCUGAUCCCACAGAGGGCUCUGUAGAUGGAGAGCAGCAGGAGGAUACUGAAGAAGGCUCAGUUGUCCGGAAGUCUUCUAUAGGACCAUCCCAGAGUCAACUGUCCCUCUUCCGGCUGACCCCACCCGCCUCCCCCACCCCCCCUGAGGCUGCCCCACCCUGCCUGAGGAGUUGA